ACCAGGCGAUGCGGUUAUUCUUGUUCCCUUCCACCGUCCACGAUGACAACAGCAACACCAAACACCAACAAUGAAACCCAGCCCUCGUUUGACCAACCUUCCACCUGCCACAAACCUUUUCUCCGCCCACAAUCCUGCCCACCACCACCUCCUCCUCCUCCAUCACCACCACCACCACCACCACCACCACCAUCCUCCAUCCUCCAUGCCCAUCGUCCUCCCUGCUCCGACCGCCCGCCUGUGUCGCUCUCCUGUGCGAUCCGAGUUAAUACCUUGACGCGUUUUACCUGCUUCCACUAAUUUUACUUUCCCACAAUCAACCACUCCCAUCUUUCAAAAGGAGAGCCUGCACCUCACAGCGUCAACCAAAAAAGGUCCAUCCCACCAACCAGUCCAUCUCCUCGCCAUUUUAAAAUCUUCCCCAGCUGCGGUACGGUGCUUUUUCAAACCAAGCAGACAAAACCAUGCCAUCCCCAGCCUCGACUCCCUCGUCGACCGCUGGUCGAUCGACCAAGAUGAACAAGAAGACGAAGACCAUCGUCCUCAAGCUCACCUCCUCCCUGCUCAAUCGAUUUCCCGGCGUCGCCACCCCUGGUGAUGACCAGGAAGCGAAGUCCAAGGCCUCGUCGUUGUCUCCCACCUCCUCCCCAACACCCGUCGGUCCCUCUGCUGCCUCGGUCGAUAAUGCCUCCGAGCCUCGAUCGAGCCCACCGGUCGCUGAAGCCGCUGCCACAGCUGAGUCCCCCAAGAAGAAACCGGGCACUCCUUCCAAGACCGGCACUAAGAGAGCAGCUGGAAGCGAUGCUGGUCCAAAGCCCAGAGCUCGACCAGGUCCGAAGAAGAAGGCCAGAUUGGACGACGGCACUGUAGACAGCAACGGACGAAGCACCGGUCCCACCACGACCGGAACCCACAAACUCGGCCCCAAAGCCAACCAGGGAGCUAUCAACGCCGGACUUCGCGCCCUCGACCGAACUGGCAAGCCCUGCCGUAGGUGGGAACGCAAAGCAUUCCAGCUCAAGAGCUUCACAGGCACCGCCUGGCAGGUCCGAAGCUGGCGUGCUCCUCCCAGGCCAAAACCUGCAGACGUCACCAUGACCGACGCAGACACAGCCGCCGCGACGCCAGCCGACGAUAAAAACGCGAACAACAAGGACAACAUCGCCUCCAGUGCUGUUGCAAGUGAAAGAAGCAACGCUGGAGAAACAGCCACUCCUUCAUUUCCCGGCAACGCCGAAAGCUCUCCCGCUCCGGUGGCGGCUGCGGCUUGAUAUCUAAUACCUUUUCCACCUUUCCUUUUUUUUUUUUUUUUUUUUUUUUUUUUUACAGAGCUGUUGGCUCUCUUUUAUUUCAAAAUGAUACCAUGGUUUAUUUUUUCACCUUCUCUUUUCUUCCAAUUCAACUUCCCUGUGUAUGAAAUACUUUGUUUUAAGCAUGUACUCAUACUAUCGGCGUUUUUCAUGUUACAGGCGUCUCUCUUCUCUCUUUUUAUGUCGUCGGCAUGUUGCCCAACCCCCUUUUAGAACACUGGGAGAGAGACAAAAAAAAGAAUAAUAACUUUCCUUCAUAAUAAGGGCUUUUCUUUCUUUGUUCACCCCACCCUUUUUUCACCUUUUUUUUUUUUCCUGCUUUUUCCUCUUUUUGUCAUUUUUACUAUAAGAAAUGUAAAAUUCUUAUUCUAAUAUCACUCUACGCUUGAUCGGAAUGGG
Molecule: messenger RNA, 1709 nt
Organism: Coccidioides immitis RS
Lineage: Eukaryota; Fungi; Ascomycota; Eurotiomycetes; Onygenales; Onygenaceae
Exons: 2
Coding region: 465-1271 (268 amino acids)
Biological process (GO): chromatin remodeling
Cellular component (GO): Ino80 complex
Source: RefSeq, a predicted model, not a curated record